Messenger RNA from Lycium ferocissimum, 1520 nucleotides. RefSeq names its product aminotransferase ALD1, chloroplastic-like. The record is from RefSeq and is a predicted model, not a curated record. Gene Ontology annotation, cellular component: chloroplast. The coding region runs from base 78 to 1388 and encodes 436 amino acids. The transcript is spliced from 9 exons. Gene Ontology annotation, molecular function: L-lysine:pyruvate alpha-transaminase activity; pyridoxal phosphate binding. Lineage: Eukaryota; Viridiplantae; Streptophyta; Magnoliopsida; Solanales; Solanaceae. Gene Ontology annotation, biological process: L-pipecolic acid biosynthetic process; systemic acquired resistance, salicylic acid mediated signaling pathway.
CUUUUCAUAACAUAUCCACCCCAACAUCUCAGAAUUGUCAAAGGAUAUAUACUGAGAAGAGAGAAUUAUUGCACAAGAUGUUUUCCACAUCCACUUCUAUUUUCUUGCAGCCUAGAGCUAGUUUGAAAGUGCAAAGAGAGGAAAUUGCAACUACAGGUAAUUAUUAUUCAACAAGAGUAGCCCGCAACCCAAACUUGGAGAAGUUGCAAACUAACUAUUUGUUUCCUGAGAUCUUAGAGAGGGAGCUUAAGCAUGUGGAGAAGUACCCAAAUGCUAAAUUAAUAAGCCUUGGAGUUGGUGACACCACACAGCCCUUACCCCAACCUGUUGCCUUGAGAAUGUCUAAUUAUGCGCGUGCUCUUUCAACACCUCAAGGAUAUACUGGCUACGGACUGGAACAAGGGAACGAGGAACUAAGAAGAACAAUUGCAGAAACAUUAUAUAAAGAUCUUUCUGUAGAAGAAAGUGAGGUCUUUGUAUCUGAUGGUGCACAGUGUGAUCUCUCAAGAGUUCAGUUGCUUUUGGGUUCAAAUGUGUCAAUUGCUGUGCAGGAUCCAUCAUUUCCAGGAUAUAUAGAUUCAAGUGUGAUUAUGGGGCAGAGUGGUGAUUUGAAGAAUGAGUCGGGAAGAUAUGGAAAUAUAAAGUACAUGAAGUGCAGCCCAGAGAAUGACUUCUUCCCAGAUCUCUCCAAAACUGCAAGAACAGAUGUUAUCUUCUUCUGCUCUCCAAACAAUCCCACUGGUCAUGCAGCAUCAAGGCAGCAAUUGCAACAACUUGUUGACUUUGCACAACUAAAUGGUUCAAUUAUCGUCUAUGAUGCAGCUUAUGCUGCUUAUGUUUCUGACUCAAGUCCUAAAUCUAUUUAUGAGAUCCCUGGUUCCAGAAAGGUUGCGAUUGAGAUCUCAUCCUUCUCAAAGAUUGCGGGGUUCACAGGCGUCCGUCUGGGAUGGACUGUAGUGCCUAAGGAACUCCGCUAUUCAAAUGGAUUUCCUGUUAUACACGAUUUCAAUCGCAUCAUAUGUACUAGCUUUAACGGUGCUUCCAACAUAGCUCAGGCUGGUGGACUGGCUUGCCUCUCCCAGGAGGGUUUCCAGGAAGUUAUGUGUAAAGUAGACUACUACAAGGAGAAUGCGAAGAUUUUAGUUGACACUUUUACUUCGCUGGGAUUAAGAGUUUAUGGAGGUAGGAAUGCGCCUUAUGUUUGGGUACAUUUCCCAGGUUCCAGAUCAUGGGAUGUGUUCAAUUGGAUUCUUGAUAAGACUCACAUCAUUACAGUCCCUGGAAUUGGAUUUGGUCCAAGUGGUGAAGGUUACAUAAGGGUUUCUGCUUUUGGACGCAGAGACGGCAUCUUGGAAGCAUCUAAAAGACUCACAACCUUACUUUGCUAGAUAAAUACUUGCUUUCAUUCUCUUAUAAACGUUUCUACUCACAGUUGCUUCCAGCUUCUGAUUCUCAUGUUUUAUACACUUAAUAAGACGAUCCAGUUGUUUGCCAUCUAAUAAAUAGUUGACUCCUUUAUU